Thunnus maccoyii (southern bluefin tuna) is the source of this 1233-nucleotide messenger RNA. Its product is annotated as gap junction Cx32.2 protein-like. Gene Ontology annotation, biological process: cell communication. The record is from RefSeq and is a predicted model, not a curated record. Gene Ontology annotation, cellular component: connexin complex. The transcript is spliced from 2 exons. The coding region runs from base 92 to 865 and encodes 257 amino acids. NCBI's taxonomy places the organism in Eukaryota, Metazoa, Chordata, Actinopteri, Scombriformes, Scombridae.
GAGGACACUCAUCCAGAUCUUCCCCACUACAGUGGAGUGAGACUGAACCUUGUCUAGCAGUGAGGAUAGUGCUGUUGGAGUCUGGCUCAUCAUGGGGGAGUGGUCCAUCCUGUCUGAUUUGUUGGAUAAGGUGCAGUCUCACUCCACUGUAGUGGGGAAGGUGUGGAUGUGUGUUCUUUUCCUCUUCAGGAUCUUCAUUCUGGCUGCUGGCAUAGAUAAAAUAUGGGGAGAUGAACAAGCAAACAUGAACUGUAACACCAAAAGCCCUGGCUGCAAGAACGCCUGCUACGAUCGAUCCUUCCCCAUGUCUCACACACGCUUCUGGGUCCUCCAGAUCCUCAUUGUCUCAACACCAACACUAAUUUAUCUGGGCCAUGUCCUGCUGGUGAUUCGCAGAGAAAACAAGCUUAGAAGACGUCUGGAGCAGAAACUUGAUAAGAAUGGGAUGAUUAAAGCUCCAAAAUAUUCCAAUGAACACGGCAAAGUGCAGCUCAAAGGUGUCCUGCUGGUCAGCUACAUGAUACAGCUGCUGUUCAAGAUCGUGCUUGAAGUGGCAUUCAUCGUAGGCCAGUACUACCUCUAUGGCUUCAUACUUAUGCCUAAUAAGAUUUCAUAUCCGGACUACCCCUGUCCAUCACCAGUAGACUGCUUCAUAAGUCGUCCCACAGAAAAAAACAUCUUUAUUGUCUUCAUGUUGGCGAUGGCUGUCCUCUCUGUGUUCCUCAACUUUGUGGAGAUGUUCCACCUGAUGAUCUCAAAGAUGCAGGAAAGAAAAAGGAGGAGCAGUGGCCCAAUCCCCCCAAAGGAGAUGCACUGCUUCAAUAAACCAAACCACAAUUUAAGUGAGAGAGUUACAUUUUGUUGAAGGUCUAGAUUUUCAGGUUUUCAGCUUUCAGAUGGAUCCUGAGCCAGCCUGUGCCUUGAGUCUUGCUUUACUCAAUGUUGUUUGACAUAAAAAGUCACAUCCAGAUUUAAAUUGUCAGAGUAUUACAUGUACCUUGUGUGCCUAUUAUAUAUUUUGCUUCAGGCUUUAAAUAAAUCAGGUCUGUGGUGAGUAGUGGGAUAAAUCAUACUCACUGCUAUCUAUCAAAUUACACACAGGUGGUCGAUGUAAAGGACACAAUCUGAUCUAAGAACUACUGAAUAUGGAGUUCCACAGCACAGUGUUUUGAGUCUGUUUUUCUUUUUGGUACACUGAUGAUUGUACAUUAAAAUAUGCCCAAUGUUUUUAUA